CGCCCAGCUCUCUCCGCUUUUGUUCCGCCGGAGGCGAAGCGACCGCAGCGGCUUCAUUGGCGGCGGCGGCGGCGACUCCCGGAGCCAUGUCCUACAUCCCGGGCCAGCCCGUCACGGCCGUGGUGCAAAGGGUUGAAAUCCACAAACUGCGUGAAGGUGAGAAUCUCAUUCUGGGCUUCAGCAUUGGAGGUGGAAUCGACCAGGAUCCGGCUCAGAAUCCCUUCUCGGAGGACAAGACGGACAAGGGCAUUUAUGUCACACGCGUGACCGAAGGUGGACCUGCAGAAAUGGCUGGAUUACAAGUCGGGGACAAAAUCAUGCAGGUGAAUGGCUGGGAUAUGACCAUGGUGACUCACGACCAAGCCCGCAAGCGUCUGACCAAGCGGAACGAGGAAGUGGUCCGGCUGCUAGUGACCAGACACUCCCUGCAGAAAGCGGUCCAGCAGUCCAUGCUGUCCCAACCCUGCCACUGAGCGGGGACGAGCGACGGGCCUCCAGGACACGGCGGAGAGAUGUUGAAGAUGGACCACAGAGCUUUAUCACCUGUUGACCUGAGGAACUUAAAAAAAAAAAAAGACAGAUGUCUCCUGACACACCUAUGCAAAAAAUGACUCUGUUCCAGCGGGGCGUCCCCGUAAAGGGCGCCUCUGGGGGCAGUUUGAUGCCCACUGGAUCAAAGACGGUGGGCAUCAAACCGCAAACGAGAGGAUAGCCUGGUUCUGAUCCACUGGGAAACCAGCUAAGAGCUUUUCUCCCAGAAAUCCUCCAGUGGGACGAGUCCGUUCUUAAAUUUCCGUUUUUGUAAGGCGGCCAUCUUGAGGGACAAGAUGGCCGCCUAAUGAGCUUCUUGCAGUCCUCUUAGCCAGACCAAAGUUUUUACUGCCGAUAUCUAGAAUCCCGCACGGGUUUUGUGUUUAAGAGGCGUCCAACCGUUGGCUUGUCUCCUCAGAGACACCGAGAAGGCCAUGAUAGACGGGCAUUUGAAACCGGUCCCCUCUUUCCAGAAGUCCUCAAAUGAAGGCGAUCAGUUUCAGUGGCCUUAAGCCUUUCGUUUGCCUGGACUUCCGCUCGGCCAGAAUUCCUGUUAACCACGAUCAGUCGGAAACAGGCCGACGUUAGCGACUCCCGUUGUGUCGGGAGGCCACGGUUUCCACCCUCGAGGGGUCUCUCAACUUUUCCAAAGUUAGCUUCCAAUCUUGACUGUUGUGCCAAAUUUCUCCCCCGAAGGCCUUUUUCUACGUCUUGUAAAUAACGUCCCUUCCAACAUUUAUAUCACUAAUUUAUUUUAGUAUAUUACUGCUAUUUUGACUCGUGAGUGGUGUGGUGGCCUAGAGGUGUGAGCUCUUGCCUCACAAUCAGGGGGCUGUGAGUUCGAUCCUAGGUAGAGGCAGAUAUUUCUCUCUCUCGGCACAAUAAGAAUAUGUCUGCCGAACAAAACUCUGCAUUGGUGACAGGAAGGGCAUCCGGCCAUUAAAACACUCUGCUAGCUCCAUUCAGUUGCCCAGAUUCCACCCCGCAAGGGAUUAUGGGGUCAUUAAAAAAUGAUGAUGAUGACUGCUAUUUUGACUCGUUUAACUUCCGGGCCCUUAAAUCUCGGCCUGUCUUGCAAGGAAAAUGUGUCACAACCCUUCUAUCUGUUUCUUAUCCCUGUGGUUUGUCUUUUCGAAGCAGAAAUGGCGGUGGGAAGGAUGGUUGUUGUUUUUUUGACAAAGCCUUGUGGGGUUUUGUUUCGUUUUUUUUGGUAUUGCCGGAUCGCAUCGGUUUAGUUCGGAGGUUAAAGCAACCAACAGGCUGCUGUAGAUCGUUUUACACAAAAUAAACCAAGCUGGACUUCUGA
This is a messenger RNA of Pantherophis guttatus, 1837 nucleotides long. Lineage: Eukaryota; Metazoa; Chordata; Lepidosauria; Squamata; Colubridae. The record is from RefSeq and is a predicted model, not a curated record.